This is a messenger RNA of Cherax quadricarinatus, 1970 nucleotides long. Its product is annotated as glutamate receptor U1-like. Gene Ontology annotation, molecular function: ligand-gated monoatomic ion channel activity. NCBI's taxonomy places the organism in Eukaryota, Metazoa, Arthropoda, Malacostraca, Decapoda, Parastacidae. The record is from RefSeq and is a predicted model, not a curated record. Gene Ontology annotation, cellular component: membrane.
UACAGACAGUGAUGGUGGUGAGUCCUCUGGUGAUGGCAGGAUAUCGAACAAGUGGUGAGGCAGGUGGUGUAGACGAGGUGAGUGAGGUGGUGAAGCAAGUUCUAGGGGAUCUCUACCCUGGGUGUCACCUGGUGCUUCUCACAGCUGCGUCACCAGCACCUUUGUUUUCCAGUUUAUUAAGACACCUGAGUGAGAGUGUGAUGGCUGGAAUGGUGGUAGAGGCAGGAUGGGUGUUGUCCCAGGAUAAGCUGGUCCAGGACCACCUCCUUCAGGGGCUGUGGGGCGACAUCAGAACCACCUGCCGGGGACUCAUCGUCGACCUUACCACAACUAACGACACGAAUCUAGUUCUCAAUUUGGUUGAAUCAUCAAGACUUUGGCAGAAGUCUGAGACAGGUGUUGUGGUCUUAGGGAAGAAAGCGGGAGCCAGGGACGUCCUUCUCCACCACAGUCUCCGCAACACCGUCAGCGCCCUCUACCUGGCCCUCUGCGACCUCACCCUCCAGGACUCACCUCAAUACUCUCGCCUUGGUAAAGCUCCCUGGCUUCAAGCAGCAGUUGUGGGAGGCAGCGUGAGCGUGUAUCGUCGCUGUAUGUACUGCGACAAUGGGUACACUGGUGUCCAGCUUAUGUACCGAGGAAGCAUCACCUCUCUCGUCAGUCACACUGAAGACCUUCUCCAAGAGCAGCUCAGUAAUCUGAUGGGACACAAGUUCAGAGUCGUGGCCCUGCGUCACUUUCCUUUCAUGGACUACCAGACAGUGACCAAGGAACCUGGCAGUGCCAUCAUCCCCACAGACUGUAUGGACACAAGGUUCCUCAACAUCUUCUCUGCAAAAUUGAACUUUACAUACUAUAUAUACGAGCAGAGGGAGUCUCAGUGGGGAGUUCCGACGGACGGUGUGUUUGACGGUAUGAUUGGCGAACUACAGAGGGAGGAGACGGACUUCUGCCUGAUCGCAGCGCCUACCCCUGAGAGACUCCGAGUUACCGAGUACGCCAGAGCUUACCCUUCCACAGAUCUUGUUAUCGUCUCCCUAAAACCAACACUCUUACCCGAAUUCUGGGCAUUUUUCAGGCCAUUUAAAGGAGAGCUGUGGCUGGGUUUGCUGGUGAGCGUGGUGGUGUGGGGCGUGACACUGUGGCUGCUGCAGAGGGCGUGGCACUCUGCUUCAGGAGGGCGUGGGCAGGACUUUAUUACCGCCCUCAUGUACGGCUGGGGAGCACUCCUCCAGACUCCGCCUUCCGAUCCCUCCGUCAACGUCUCUGGCCAAGUACUGGUGGGGUGGUGGCUGGUAUUCUGUCUGAUCAUUGGCACUGCCUUCACUUCCUCACUCAUCGCUCACUUGACAGUGCAGGAAAAGUCGCCAACUCUGGAGACUUUUCAAGACCUGCUUAACCAGCAGAACUGGAAAUGGGGAACAGAGAAGUGGCUCCUUUCCGGGGUACCUCUUGAGUAUUUCUCCAGACAUUUCGAUCCCGUGGUACAGCAGAUCUAUAAAAAAAUGCAGAUCCUGCCAGUGGACGAAGCCUUGAAGAAUGUGGCACAGGGAAGCUUCUCCUUCAUCACCUUCAAGGAGUACGUGAGCAUCAUUAUAGCCUCCCGCUAUGCAGACUCCCUGGGUAACACUCCCUUCUAUACCAGCAAGACCAGCGUCUCCAUGAUGGCAGCAUUUGGUUGGUGUAUAAGAAAAGGCGCUCCAUUUUAUCCACGAUUUAGUCAGUUGAUGAGGAGAUUGGAGGACAGUGGCGUUACGGCUUACUGGAGGCAAGACGUGAUCGCCAGACGAGUGAGGGAGAACAGAGAAACUGCGGCACUCCAAGCUAUGGCACCAGAGAUAUACACAGCAAACGAAGACAAGAGACAGGUGGUACUGGGACUAAACCACCUGAAGGGAGCCUUCUACCUGCUGCUGGUUGGCUGUGGAGUGGCGUUCCUCAUCCUGGUGGGGGAGAACCUCGUCCACUAG